AUGGACGAUGGGAGGAAGGAUAAAGGCAGCCCGCUGCCCAGCGUUGCCCCCGCCACCAGCGUUGCCCCCGCCACCAGCGCUGCCCCCGCCACCAGCGCUGCCAGCAAUGACUGCUGGGAAGGAAAGAAGCCCUCCACUCCGACCAGGAAAACAGGGGAAAGCAAGUCCUACCUAUCUGCAACCUGGAAGCGAUGGUUUGUUCUUACUGACCGUCUGUCUGUUCAUCUUGCAGCCGAAGCCCCCGAGAACGCCAUCACCAUAGCGGUGUCAUCGCGUGUGCUGUUCAGCAUGGAGGAGCAGCAGCUAAUCCACCAGCAGAGAGGCCUGGAGGAAUACCUACAGCACCAGAUGGAGCACGAGACGGAGCCGCUCGCCCCGGGCCCUGCCUUCUCCUUUGUAAAGGCUCUGGAGGCAGUGAAUGCCAGGCUGAGAGAGCUGUACCCUGAUAGCGAGGAGCUGUUCGACGUUGUGCUCAUGACCAACCACCACGCUCACGUUGGCCUGAGACUCAUCAACACCAUCAACCACCACGAUCUGUUCAUUGAGCGUUUCUGUAUGACAGGAGGCAACAGUCCCAUUGGCUACCUGAAGGCUUACCACACCAACCUGUACCUGUAGGCUGACCCUGUGAACGUCCGCGAGGCGCUGGAGGAAGGGAUCGCAGCGGCCACCAUGUUCACCCCAGAGAAGCUGACUGUCGUGUCAGAGAGCCAGCUCCGCGUGGCCUUUGACGGUGACGCUGUUCUCUUCUCUGAUGAAUCGGAGCGCAUCUACAAGGCUCACGGACUGGACAAGUUCUUUGAGCAUGAAAAGGCCCAUGAGAACAUGCCCCUUGACCAUGGCCCUCUGAAGGGUUUCCUGGAAGCUCUGGGGAAGCUACAGAAGAAGUUCUAUUCCAAAGGUCAGCGUCUGGACUGCCCCAUCCGUACCUACUUAGUGACGGCCCGCAGCGCCGCCAGCUCGGGGACCCGGGCCCUGCGAACGUUGCGGGCCUGGGGACUGGAGGUGGACGAGGCUCUGUUCCUGGCCGGGGCACCCAAGGGCCCAAUGCUGGAGAAAAUACGGCCGCACAUCUUCUUUGACGACCAGAUGUUCCAUAUAGAGGGGGCGGCGGAGCUGGGGACUGUGGCCUGCCACGUGCCCUAUGGGGUGGCUCAGACCCUUCCAGCUGGGAAGCCUGCCAGGCAGAAGGACUCCAGCCCCAUGUAG
Hypomesus transpacificus is the source of this 1209-nucleotide messenger RNA. RefSeq names its product cytosolic 5'-nucleotidase 1A-like. Gene Ontology annotation, molecular function: magnesium ion binding; nucleotide binding; 5'-nucleotidase activity. Gene Ontology annotation, biological process: adenosine metabolic process; nucleotide metabolic process. The record is from RefSeq and is a predicted model, not a curated record. Lineage: Eukaryota; Metazoa; Chordata; Actinopteri; Osmeriformes; Osmeridae. Gene Ontology annotation, cellular component: cytosol; cytoplasm.